AUGGAUGCUCCAGUUGAACCAUCACCUCGUUUUAGUCAAUUCUCUGCAGUUGACGGACACCAUUACAUGUGGAGGGGGGCUGGUCCAGGACAAGGGUCUAAUAUCAUUGCUGUGUAUGAUCCAAGCACUGAGCUGUGGAGCCUCUUGCCCACCACUGGACCUCUACCCCCUGGAGAGUAUGGUGGUUGCUCUGUUUGUGUAGGUCGUUGCCUGUACACCUUUGGUGGUACUGACGGGUCUUCUUAUGUCAAUGACAUGAGCAAGCUUGAUCUGGACACUCUCCAGUGGACCAAAGUUCAAACCUCUGGUAGUCAGCCUAUGAAAAAGCGAGGUUGUGGACUUGUCCGUGUGAAUGAGAGAACUCUGUGCUGCUUUGGAGGAAAAGGUAUUGACGGCACCACACAACCAGGAUCAACAUUCACCAAGAGUGGACGAAAUAGACGAAAUGGACAGACAAACGAGUUUCAUUUCUUUGACAUACAAACCGGUGUCUGGUCGUCCCCUGAGCUCAAAGGAGAGAGACCUCCUCCCUGUGAGGACUUCACCUUCACCAUGGUGGACCAGCACAGGGCAGUCCUCUUUGGAGGGUACGAACGUGGCCGUGGUGAGGCUAAUGAUGUCUACCUCUUUGACUUCAGGACCAUGGAGGUCACUAAGGUGAAGCCAGUACAGGGAGAGCCAUGGCCAGUGGGGAGAUCACAACUUGCUGCCUGUUGUCUCAACUAUGGCCAGGACCACCCUCAACUACUGGUGUACGGAGGAGUGGAUAAAGGCUACAAUACACUGAGGGAUAUGUGGAUACUGGAUGUAGAUAAUGGCAAGUGGACAGAGGAGGCACCUCCUGAGUCAAUGACACCACGUUACUACCACUCCAUCACUACCAGUCUGGGACCAGGACUCACUGAGGUCCUCGUGUUUGGAGGCAAGCGGGAGUGGAGGGGAGAUGUCAUUGCUGAGACCACUGUACUGAGAUUUGCUGCUAUAUCCGCUCAACUAUAA
Molecule: messenger RNA, 999 nt
Organism: Halichondria panicea
Lineage: Eukaryota; Metazoa; Porifera; Demospongiae; Suberitida; Halichondriidae
Product: kelch domain-containing protein 2-like
Exons: 5
Coding region: 1-999 (332 amino acids)
Molecular function (GO): protein binding
Source: RefSeq, a predicted model, not a curated record